Molecule: messenger RNA, 508 nt
Organism: Merops nubicus (carmine bee-eater)
Lineage: Eukaryota; Metazoa; Chordata; Aves; Coraciiformes; Meropidae
Product: geranylgeranyl transferase type-1 subunit beta-like
Exons: 4
Biological process (GO): protein geranylgeranylation
Cellular component (GO): CAAX-protein geranylgeranyltransferase complex
Molecular function (GO): CAAX-protein geranylgeranyltransferase activity
Source: RefSeq, a predicted model, not a curated record
GUUGACAAUUGCAUUUUUCGCACUCUCUGGUCUGGAUAUGUUGGAUUCCUUAGAUGUGGUGAACAAAGAUGAUAUAAUAGAAUGGAUUUAUUCCCUGCAGGUCCUUCCCACAGAAGACAGAUCAAACUUGGAUCGCUGUGGAUUCAGAGGCUCUUCAUAUUUAGGGAUGCCAUUCAAUCCUUCCAAGGGUCCAGGUAUAUCUCAUCCCUAUGAUAGUGGACACAUCGCAAUGACUUACACAGGUCUGUCAAGUCUGGUUAUUCUUGGAGAUGAUUUAAGUCGAGUAAAUAAAGAUGCUGUACUGGCAGGACUGAGAGCUCUUCAGCUGGAGGAUGGCAGUUUCUGUGCAGUGCUGGAAGGAAGUGAGAAUGAUAUGAGGUUUGUGUACUGUGCUUCCUGCAUCUGCUACAUGCUUGAUAAUUGGUCAGGCAUGGACAUGAAGAAAGCGAUAGACUACAUUAGAAGAAGUAUGGUGAGUAUUUGCAAGGUGUUUUUUACCACUUUUUAA